Branchiostoma floridae (Florida lancelet) is the source of this 1935-nucleotide messenger RNA. RefSeq names its product 15-hydroxyprostaglandin dehydrogenase [NAD(+)]-like. Gene Ontology annotation, cellular component: cytoplasm. The coding region runs from base 28 to 798 and encodes 256 amino acids. The transcript is spliced from 7 exons. The record is from RefSeq and is a predicted model, not a curated record. Lineage: Eukaryota; Metazoa; Chordata; Leptocardii; Amphioxiformes; Branchiostomatidae. Gene Ontology annotation, molecular function: oxidoreductase activity, acting on the CH-OH group of donors, NAD or NADP as acceptor.
GGCAAAGCUUUUCGCGGUGUAAAAACCAUGCAGCUCACUGGAAAGAUCGCUCUUGUGACGGGCGCAGCUCGGGGCAUGGGCAAAGGAUUCGCUGAGGCCAUCCUUGAGCGAGGAGCAAAGGUGGCGCUGUUGGACACGAACGAGUCGAUAGGACAGGAAACGGCGGCAGCCUUUGCCCUGAAGUACGGGGCCGACAUGUGCACGUUUGUUCUGUGCGAUGUGACGGAUAAAGGUCAACUGGAGGGUGCGUUCCAACAAGUGGUGGACCGUUUUGGUGGGCUGGAUUUGGUUGUGAACAACGCUGGAAUUCUGAACGAAGUUGAGUGGGAAAAGUGCAUCAACGUUAAUCUGGUAUCGGUGGUGCGAGGUUGUCAUCUUGGACUUCACUACAUGGGCAAACAAAAUGGCGGCAAAGGAGGACUCAUCAUCAACACGGCGUCUGUGGCAGGUCUGUACGCCUUCCCUCCACCCGUGUACGCAGCUACAAAGGCCGGUGUUGUGGGCCUAACAAAGAGCCUUGGGAUGGACUACAAGUUCGCCAAGGACGGUGUCCGUGUGAACGCCCUGUGUCCGUCGUUUACAGCCACGUCACUGCUCGAAGAGUUCAAAGCUUCCGAGGAGGACCUGCGAGGAAUGGACGACAUGAUCGAAAGGGGAGGCCUUCUUCAAAUUCCGGACGUGUUGAAAGGCUUCGUUAAGUUGUUGGACGACGAUGACAAGAAUGGCGCAGUUCUGGAAGUGACGUUGCAGGGUUUGAAGUACCGUGGGUACGAGAGCGGGCCCUGGGACCUUGAAUGAGGAACGCACCAAUCAUAGAGAAAUAAUAAUCCGGUUUUUAGCCAUUGACAGUGUCUUCCUAGAACAAUCUUAAAGUUAAAGCUGCAUCUGAAAAUAGAAUAAUAUUACAUUUUAGUGAAAUUAAGUACUGUGGAAUUUUCUGGGAUUUGAUUUCGCUAGAGGGAAAAUAAAGUGUUCCGAUGUGGUUUUAAGAGGUGACAGCUACCAGUUCUGUUAAUUUGGUAUAGAACACUUUAAAGUUCGCGGUUUUAAGUUCGCGGUAGCGCCAUACUCUGUAGCCUGCAUACUAUAAUGGAAAAUGUUCGCGGUGGUUUUAAGCUCGCGGUGAAGUGGUCACCGCGAAAACCGCGAACGUAAACCACCGCGAACAUUCUGCAUUUACAGUAUGCUAUUUGCACAUCAGAUAGGAUUAGUUGUAAUCACGCCCUAAAUGAUUCUCUAGCCAUGUUAAGGUCAUGAGCAAAGUUUGUGCAAGUAGUUCUGUGAAGCAUUAAACCUGACUGCUCUACAGGUGCUGACUGCUCACCUUGUCAUGCACACAAAGCAGCAAGUUUUCUUCUGUUUCAGUACAGGAAAUGGAUUGCUAGUCCUUUGCCUUUAAUGUGCUUGAGAUAUCCUAAAACUGAUGUAAACGCGCCAAAAAUAAAAGGUGGGCAUGAGUUUUGAGAUCUAAGCGAUCACGAAAUCUGUAAAAUAAUCAAACACCAAGAUCACGGUAUUCGUUCGUUCAGUCCCUUGUAGUGCCAUAUAAGGCAGCAGAUUUUCUGUCUGUUUCAGUAGCAGGUUACUUUUUUAACAGGAACAGGUUGCUAGACCUUCAAUUCCCCCUUUACUUGCUCAAGGCACCUCCUCCGAAACACGGGACACCUAUUUUACGUCCCCUCUGAAAGACGGUGCCGCACAACCGAGACUCCUCCCCCAGGAUUGAACAAGCGUGCCGGGUUGGGGUGGCUACCAACUAUAAAGCUGCCACCGGUUAAGCCACAUUGACAAGGACAUCCGCUGCACUAUAGUGCAUUUGUCAAUUAUUAAUAAUCAUACUUAGUAUUAGGAUGGAUUACAAUGUGGUAUCAAUAAAGAAAAGAAUUUCCGUUCUACCAAGGACGUUAUAUAUAACGUCCUUGGUUCUACCUGAUA